AAAAAUACUUGAGACCCACUUGGUCUCAGGUUUGAAGUAAAGUAGCUAUCCCUGGGACCCAUGAGCCAGCGAAUCUGCACGACGACAUAGACAUGGUCUUCUCUACGGCUUUCCCUUAGAUCUGGAGCUCAAGUUUCUGUUCUGAGAUUCAAUUCAAGAGCUGAGACGCCCAGGAAAGCAAAAUAAAAAUCUGGGCUUUUUCCUCUCUCUGUUUCCUUUUUCUUUUCAUCUUCUUUGUGUAUACAGAACAUAGAGAGAUGGGAUUCGUGGGACUUCAAGAAAACGGGGAUGGAGAUGGGUUCUCUAACCUUCCCUUGGGAACCAAAAACAAAUACAGGAGGAUGGAUUCGGAGCUUACAGAAGACGAAGACGCCUCACAUCUUCAUCAUCAACAGGUUGGGACUAACAAUACGAAGAGAUACGUUUUCGCCUGUGCAGUCUUCGCCUCUCUCAACUCUGUGCUUCUGGGCUACGAUGUGGGUGUUAUGAGUGGAGCCAUCCUAUUCAUUCAGGAAGAUCUGAAGAUAACAGAGGUGCAAGAAGAAGUUCUUGUUGGCUGCUUGAGCAUCAUCUCACUUUUCGGCAGUUUAGUUGGUGGUAGAACCUCAGAUGCCAUUGGUAGAAAAUGGACAAUGGCCUUUGCAGCUAUUAUAUUCCAAGCAGGUGCAGCUAUAAUGACGCUUGCUCCUUCUUUUAAAGUACUGAUGAUAGGAAGACUCUUAGCCGGGAUAGGGAUUGGUUUCGGAGUCAUGAUUGCCCCUGUUUACAUUGCUGAGAUAUCACCCACCAUUGCCAGAGGUUCUUUCACUUCCUUCCCUGAGAUUUUCAUCAACUUUGGAAUCCUUUUAGGUUACGUCUCAAACUAUGCAUUUUCUGGUCUUUCGCCGCACAUAAGCUGGAGAAUAAUGCUUGCCGUUGGAAUCCUGCCCUCGGUCUUUAUUGGAUUUGCUCUGUUCGUCAUACCUGAGUCACCCAGGUGGUUGGCGAUGCAGAACCGGAUUGAAGAAGCAAGGAUGGUCCUUCUGAAGACAAUUGAAAAUGAGGGAGAGGUGGAACAGAGACUCCAAGAGAUACAGCAAGCAGCUGGGACUACUAAUGCAGAUAAGUCUGAAGAGAAAGCUGUGUGGCGUGAACUCCUAAGCCCUUCACCUGCAGUUCGCCGCAUGAUGAUAACUGGGUUUGGGAUUCAAUGUUUCCAGCAGAUCACAGGUAUAGAUGCAACUGUAUAUUACAGCCCCACAAUCUUAAAAGCAGCUGGAAUUGAGGACAAAACCAUGCUUCUUGCUGCAACUGUUGCUGUUGGAUUUUCCAAGACUAUUUUCAUUUUGGUUGCCAUUUUACUCAUUGACAAAGUGGGGAGAAAACCACUGCUAUAUGUGAGCACAAUUGGGAUGACUGUGUGUUUAUUUGGAUUAAGUCUUACUCUAUCUUUAACGAGGGGUGGAGUAGCCAUUCCAUUGUCAAUUUUAGCUGUCUGUGGGAAUGUUGCUUUCUUUUCAGUUGGAAUUGGCCCUAUUUGCUGGGUUUUGACGUCUGAAAUCUUCCCUCUCAAAUUGCGCGCUCAAGCAGGAGCACUUGGAGCUGUGGGGAAUAGGGUGAGCAGCGGCCUAGUUGCCAUGUCCUUCCUGUCCCUCUCUCGUGCUAUUACAGUGGCAGGAACCUUCUUCAUCUUUUUCCUGAUUUCGGCUCUCUCCGUCGCCUUUGUUUAUUUUUUUGUACCUGAAACAAAGGGGAAGUCUCUGGAGGAGAUUGAGUUGCUUUUUCAGAAUGUGGGAGGAUUGCAAGGUGGUGAGGUGGAGCUUGGAGAUGUUGAGCAUCUAGUACAAAAACAAUGACUGCCUUGUGGGCCAGUGUGAUGAACCGAAAUCUUCUAGCAUGUCUUUCAACUCUACAAUUAGCUUGAAGGAAGAUAAGGAGCCUUCCCAUGGUCACAGAGUAGGCAUGCUUCAGUUGGAAAUCUUGCUGGUUUCCACUGAACAGAGUUGCUCAUUGAAUCCUAGCUGCCAUUCAUGAGUUAUACAGCUUCAAAAAGUCCUCUUUCAAAAUCCAUUCAACCAAGAGGGAAAUUAUCUGUUAUUUUGGGGUUAUUAUCUAGUCAGAAGCCUUCCUAAACUUAUUGAAAGCCUGCUGCAACCAGCCCCUCAUGUAAGGUUAUAACUGAGAAAAUAUUAGAAGUUGAUUUUAGCUCUAGAGUGCAUUUUCUUUCUUCAGGAAAUAGCAACAAUUGAUUUGGCCUUUGUCC
Telopea speciosissima is the source of this 2242-nucleotide messenger RNA. RefSeq names its product probable polyol transporter 4. Gene Ontology annotation, molecular function: myo-inositol:proton symporter activity. Gene Ontology annotation, cellular component: membrane. NCBI's taxonomy places the organism in Eukaryota, Viridiplantae, Streptophyta, Magnoliopsida, Proteales, Proteaceae. The record is from RefSeq and is a predicted model, not a curated record. The transcript has 2 exons. Bases 258 to 1835 code for a protein of 525 amino acids. Gene Ontology annotation, biological process: transmembrane transport.